AUGUCAUCCCACGCCGCAGAACUCGAGGCUGAGCUGAGGUGUUCGAUCUGCCUGACUAUCUACAGGGAUCCUGUGCUGUUGCCGUGUGGACACAACUUCUGCCGUGGCUGCCUGGACAGGGCAUGGGAGAGUCGGGAUAUGGCUGUGGGGUACAGCUGCCCCGAGUGCCGGGCAGAGUUCAGGGAGCACCCUGUUCUGCAGAGGAACAUCAAGCUGGCUAACAUUGUUGAACACUUCCAGAUUGCCAAGGACCACCCUCCAGAAACGAAGGGACCCUUGCCAGAAGAAAGAGGCGAUUCCACAGGGGACUGCAGACAUCCUGAAACUGUGGAACAAAGACGGACAAUCCUACCUGUGAUAGCUGGCUGCCCAGAGCACGGACUGCCUUGGGAGUACUUCUGCCGUCAGCACAAAACUUGCCUUUGCCAGACCUGCCGGGAAAACCAUCAGAGUCACAGCUGCCAAUCGUUGGAAAAGGCUGCGGCAGAGAGGAGGGCUGUGUUGGCAGAGGAGAUUGAGAGGCUGGAGCAGGCACGGAAUGUGCUGCAGGGCACUGUGGGCUGGCUGGAGGACUCACGGGGACACCUGACCACAGACCGGGGCAGGCUGAAGGACCAAGUGUCUGGGCUAUUCCACGCGAUCCAGGAAAUGAUUUCAGAGCAGGAGCAGAGCGUCCUGGAUUAUAUUGAUUCGGAGGAGAACCUCCAGCAUGCCCGAUUGGACGCAUGCAUCAGAGAGAUACAGAGUAAGAGAAACACCUCGAAACAGUUCCUUUUAGAAGCACAAGAGCUGGAGCAGAAGGAUUUGCCAGACUGGGAAUUUAUAGCCUCUUUCCAGAAAACACUGGACAAGCUUUUGAAAGCUGACAUCCAUAUUCAGGGCUACACAUUGAUGAAACGGGAGAUGGACAGAGCUUCAGUCAAACUAAUUGAAAAAGAAGGCCAGGCUUUUGCAAAAAGGUUGAGCAAAAUGAUCCAAGACAAGCUCAGUCAAGGGAAAGAGGUCCUACAGAAACACAGUGCUCCAAGGGCUCAGGCUUGGAGACACAAAGGCAAAGUCCAAAUAGUUCCUGCUGAGACACAGUUACAGAGGGCCAAGCUCACACUCGAUCCCAACACUGCCCACUGCAACCUGAGUCUGUCUGAAGACCUCUUAUCUGCAGAAUGGACGGAGCAAAGACAAGCAAACCCACCCCACCCUGAACGGUUCCGGCUGCACCCGCAGGUGCUCUGUGCCCAGGGAUUUUCCACAGGGCAGCACUGGUGGGAGGUGGCUCUGGUGGGGGCUCGGAGGUGGGAGGUGGGGGCCACCUGCAAGAAGUCUAACCAGUCUUGGGUGGACUCUUGCAUUGCCUGGGCGCUGCGCUGGAAUGGGCGGAGGCUGCAGGCCUUUGAAGGUACCAUCCAACACUCCAGCUCGAGGCUGAGCUCCAUGGUGCAGGCCCCGGGCACGAUGAGGGUUUGUCUAGACUGUGAAAGGGGAACCCUCUCCUUUUUUGCUUUGGAGGAGGAUGAGGAGGCUGUUCAGACAAGUCAAGUCAAGAAAGGCUCUGAGAACAGGACCUUGCUCCACACUUUUCAUAUUAAACCCAUUGGUCCUGUCUUCCCUGGAUUCUAUUUAGAACAGUCUAAGGUCAGGAUCCUAAAGCAUAACUCCAACAUGGAUGCAUUGUACAUUAUUCAAAAAUAA
This is a messenger RNA of Megalops cyprinoides (Indo-Pacific tarpon), 1689 nucleotides long. RefSeq names its product E3 ubiquitin-protein ligase TRIM7-like. The record is from RefSeq and is a predicted model, not a curated record. The transcript has a single exon. NCBI's taxonomy places the organism in Eukaryota, Metazoa, Chordata, Actinopteri, Elopiformes, Megalopidae. Bases 1 to 1689 code for a protein of 562 amino acids. Gene Ontology annotation, molecular function: zinc ion binding.